Molecule: messenger RNA, 1122 nt
Organism: Trypanosoma grayi
Lineage: Eukaryota; Euglenozoa; Kinetoplastea; Trypanosomatida; Trypanosomatidae
Product: UDP-Gal or UDP-GlcNAc-dependent glycosyltransferase
Exons: 1
Coding region: 1-1122 (373 amino acids)
Cellular component (GO): membrane
Molecular function (GO): hexosyltransferase activity
Source: RefSeq, a predicted model, not a curated record
AUGGCACACCGUCACCCACUUCGUGUAUUCGUCGCCUGUGUGUGUUCAGUGGUCUUGGCGGCAAUAGUGGGCCUUCACCGCGUCGAGAUUGGCACGGUGGUGCAGACGUCAACCAGCCCAUCCACCAAGAAGACCCGCAGCACAAACACCACAUUUGACGAGGAGUCUCUGCAGUACAUUCCACGGGGUGUUGUGCGCACGUGGUCAGAGCGUGGCUUCCUGAUUGUGUUCGGCAUACCAUCGGCAGACAUCGAAGGGAGGCGGAGGCGCCGUUACCUGCAGCGUGCGUCGUGCUGGCGUUUCCCCAACGUUGCGACAAAAUUAAAUGACUUCACCGGUGCUAUGCUGGUGCUGUACAUCAUGGGCCGCCACCCAUCGCACAACUUCACGUACUCUGCAGCGCUGAAGCAGGAGGCGGCGGAGUGGCACGAUGUGAUUGCGCUACCGAUGAACGAGGGACGCUCCUCUACGAACAAGGAGAUGACUGGGCGUGGAAGGUGGGGCAUAGCGGCUGAGGUUGGUAUGAGCCGCAAGACGUUUCUUUGGUUUGAGAUGGCGUUACGCCUCUUGCCGCGUGUGAGCUACAUUGCGAAGGGUGAUGAUGACAUCUUCCUGCGUGUGCCGCAGUUCCUGGCCGACCUGCAGGCACUGCCACGCCAAGGGGUGUACUGGGGAUUGUUCACAGUUUGGAACUUCAAAAGGAACCGUGUCCAUUUGAAGAUUCGAUUUGCUGCAGGAAUGUGUUAUACACUUUCAAGAGAUGUGGCCGAACAGCUCUUGUCCUACGAGCCGCUGUACCGUCUCAUGCAGUUGUCAUACAGCCAGGAGCGGGAGGAGGAGUUUAUUUCCCUUAGCGUGCAACACGAGGAUGUGAUGGUGGGGCGAGUACUGCUUAUGAAACUACAGUACCAACCUUUAGUGUCUGUUGAAGCUGCAUCAUGUAGUUUCCACGAGGCCCGUGGCCGGCGGAAACGUUCGUUGGUGACAUGGAGGUCCGUUGCUGUUCACCACGUCCAUGAGGGUGACUACGCUCAGCUGAUGGCGCGGUUCACCAACGCGGAGGUUUUUACGCCUCGUCUACAGAGGUCUCGCAGCCGUGCAAUUAUGAGAUUCCUCUGCUAA